GAGACUCAGUCCGAUAAUUCGCGUGUUAAUAUUUACAAUUAAAAAAAAAAAAGUCGUAAAUUGAUAUGUAUGAUUACGAGCAGGUAUAGUAUCAAUGACAAAUUUAGUAUUUAAAGUCAGGCGACUUCACCCGUGUGUUGUUUCAUGUAGCUGAGUGUGAGACAAGAGAGCGGUGGAGAGAAGAGGGAGGGAGAAAGAACAGCCCCUGAUUCCACUCGUGCAUUUUUAACGGCGUUGUGGAACUUUGUGGGUUGUCGCUAUGACUCCUGGGCUAUACCGUUACAUCCCUCACAGCCUGCAAACAGCAGCUCCCAGAUCCGGUCAGCUUUUACCGAAGGAGAAGGAGAAUGCACAGUAGUUACAGGUAGCUCCAAACUUGCCAUCGUCUAGCUUCACACUUCUACUACAUGAGUAAAUAAACACAUGGACCUGCCUGUGAGUAAAUCUUACAAUCUGGUGACUUUCUUUAUACUUUCCUUUCUUUUUCACUACCUUUAUAUAUGCUUUUAUUCUUGGAUGUUUGGGUGCAAAUCUCCAUUUCAGCUCUGCAAGUUUUAUUUCAAUACCAAGCGCAAAAGACACCACUCUGCUUUGUUCUGUUGGGGUCUGUCCUAUUUUAAGCCAGAAUAUCCAGCUGAACUUAAUUUAAGGUUGAGUUUAAGCUGACUUUCAAAGUUGUGCUUUCCUCCAUUGGCUGAAGACGUGCAAAAGUUUCUGAAAUGACGCUGAACACGCAGAGAGAGAGUAGAGAGAUGGUGAGGAGAAGGGCCAGUACUCCGAUCCCCUCCUCUCGGCAUGGAGUAAUACACAGAGAACCUCAGCAUCCUCCUCUCGCCCAGUCUGCCUCCUACCAGGCUGGAGACACCAAACUCCACCUGAGAGCUCACUGGUCCUCCGACUCAGAGGAGUCUGACAGCUCAGGCUACGAGUGUCUCUACCGGGUCAUCCUACUGGGUGAUCAUGGAGUCGGCAAGUCCAGCCUCGCCAGCAUCUUUGCUGGGAUCCAAGAAAAAGAUGCCCACAACUGCAUAGGUGAGGACAUGUACGAAAGAACACUGACAGUGGAUGGAGAAGAAACUACCCUUAUAGUAAUGGACACAUGGGAAGAAGAGGAUGAGAAAUGGGUGCAGGACUACUGCAUGCAGGUUGGGAAUGCGUAUAUCAUAGUUUACUCCAUCACUGACCGCAGCAGCUUUGAGAGUGCAUCAGAGCUGCGCAUCCAGCUGCGACGCAUCCGUCAGGCCGAGAAUAUUCCCAUCAUUCUUGUGGGCAACAAGAGCGACCUGGUGCGCUGUCGAGAGGUAGCAGUGGAAGAGGGUCGGGCAUGUGCUGUUGUUUUUGACUGCAAAUUCAUUGAGACAUCAGCAUCAUUGAACCACAAUGUGCAAGAGCUGUUUGAAGGCAUCGUGAGGCAGAUCCGUCUGCGACGGGAUAGUAAAGAGACCAACGAGCACCGGCGCUCCAUUUACAAGUGCAAGGAGAGCUUCACCAAAAAGGCCCGCCGCUUCCUCGACAAACUGGUGGCCAAGAACAACAAAAAGAUGGCCUUGAAAGUGCGCUCCAAAUCCUGCCAUGACCUGGCUGUGUUAUGA
Messenger RNA from Ictalurus furcatus (blue catfish), 1592 nucleotides. RefSeq names its product RAS (RAD and GEM)-like GTP-binding 1 (gene rem1). Gene Ontology annotation, molecular function: GTP binding; calcium channel regulator activity; GTPase activity. Gene Ontology annotation, cellular component: plasma membrane. The record is from RefSeq and is a predicted model, not a curated record. The transcript is spliced from 4 exons. The coding region runs from base 720 to 1592 and encodes 290 amino acids. Gene Ontology annotation, biological process: negative regulation of high voltage-gated calcium channel activity. NCBI's taxonomy places the organism in Eukaryota, Metazoa, Chordata, Actinopteri, Siluriformes, Ictaluridae.